This is a messenger RNA of Melanotaenia boesemani (Boeseman's rainbowfish), 3758 nucleotides long. RefSeq names its product clock circadian regulator a (gene clocka). Gene Ontology annotation, molecular function: E-box binding; protein dimerization activity; DNA-binding transcription factor activity, RNA polymerase II-specific. The coding region runs from base 574 to 3066 and encodes 830 amino acids. Gene Ontology annotation, cellular component: nucleus; CLOCK-BMAL transcription complex; cytoplasm. The transcript has 24 exons. Gene Ontology annotation, biological process: circadian regulation of gene expression; regulation of transcription by RNA polymerase II. Lineage: Eukaryota; Metazoa; Chordata; Actinopteri; Atheriniformes; Melanotaeniidae. The record is from RefSeq and is a predicted model, not a curated record.
CUCUCGCACCAACUCCACUCAGUCUGCCUCUCAGCCUUGCGCAGUCAACCGACAGCAGCGCCACAGGGUGCAGGGAUAUCCUGAUGAAAACAGGAGACUGUACGGGGAUGAAGGAUACAGACUACAGAGUUGUCUGUCAUGAAGUGAAGCAGGAGGCUAAUUAAUCACCAUUCCAAGACGAGAGUAGGAUCGGAGGAGGAGGAGGAGGAAAGUAGGUCAUUGGGCCAGCAGGUCAGUGAAGUGCUGAUGACAUCAUGGUUAUACAACCCUGCCUUUCCAGUUGCACAACACCCACUUUAUGAACUCAGAUGUUGCUGCCAUGUGGUACUUUUACAUUCAAAGUAGGCCACAAACUCAACUCACUGAAGACCUUUUAGUAACGGAGACUGACAGCGACUUUCCUCCAAGACUCACAGGGGUCCACUGCUACUACGACGUAUCUACCCUGACUCGGUACUCAUUCAGCAGAACUUUCCUCCCACAGGACUGGCUAAACUGUCGGUUCUUUCACAAAUGUCUACCUCACGAUUAAAAGACCCCUCUUCAAUGCUGCAACCCUAAACAGGAAACAAAAUGACCUCCAGCAUUGACCGAGAUGAUGGCAGCAUCUUUGAUGGGUUAAUGGAAGAAGAUGAAAAGGACAAAGCGAAACGCGUGUCCCGCAACAAGUCUGAGAAGAAGCGCAGAGACCAGUUCAAUGUCCUCAUCAAGGAGCUGGGGACCAUGUUGCCAGGCAACACCCGCAAGAUGGACAAAUCUACUAUUUUGCAGAGAAGCAUUGACUUUCUACAUAAACACAAAGAAAUCGCUGCUCAGUCUGAAUCAACUGAGAUCAGACAAGACUGGAAACCUCCUUUUCUUAGUAAUGAAGAGUUCACUCAGCUGAUGUUGGAGGCAUUGGAUGGAUUUUUCCUUGCAAUUAUGACAGAUGGGAAUAUAAUCUACGUCUCAGAGAGCGUGACAUCCCUUCUAGAACAUUUACCUUCUGAUCUUUUAGAUCAAAAUCUGUUAAACUUCCUGCCUCCGGGGGAGCAUUCUGAUGUCUACAAGGUUCUGUCCUCUCAUGUCAUGGACGGAGAGACGAUUACACCUGACUAUCUAAAAAAUAGAAAUCAGCUAGAGUUCUGUUGCCACAUGCUUCGAGGGACAGUCGAUCCCAAAGAGUCCCGCGUGUAUGAAUAUGUCAGGUUUACUGGAAACUUCAAGUCCCUAAAUAAUGUGCCUAACUGUACCCAAAAUGGAUUUGAAGGAAUCAUCCAGCGAUCACUUCACUCUGCCUUUAAAGACAAAGUGUGUCUCAUUGCGACUGUGAGGUUGGCCAAACCACAGUUUAUCAAGGAGAUGUGCACUGUAGAAGAGCCUAAUGAGCAAUUUACCUCAAGGCAUAGUUUAGAGUGGAAAUUUCUCUUCUUGGACCACAGAGCUCCACCCAUCAUAGGUUACCUCCCAUUUGAGGUCCUGGGGACGUCUGGGUACGACUACUACCACAUAGAUGAUCUGGAGACACUGGCCAAAUGCCACAAACACUUAAUGCAAUAUGGCAAAGGAAAGUCCAGCUAUUACAGAUUCCUUACCAAAGGGCAGCAGUGGAUUUGGCUGCAGACCCAGUACUACAUCACUUAUCACCAGUGGAACUCUAGACCAGAGUUUAUUUUCUGCACACACACUGUUGUGAGUUAUGCUGAAGUCAGAGCGGAGCAGCGCAGAGAACUUGGAAUUGAAGAAUCACCACCUGAGAUCAAAGCAGACAAGCAUUCGCAGGAUUCAGGCUCUGAGUCCCGCCUCGACACUUACCACAGCCGGACCUCCUCGAUCUCGUCUCGCAGCUCACGCAAAUCCUCACAUACUGCUGCAUCUGACCCACCCUCAUCACAGAUGAAUCUUCAGGAAAACAGAAGCACACCAGCUCAACAGUCCCCUGCCGUGGAGAUGACGUUGCAGCGAAGACCAUCGGCCAGCAGAGAGCCAUCGAUUGGCUGCCAAAACACAGGGCAGAGUGCAGCCAUGGUUUCACAGCAGCAACAACAACAACAACAACAACAACUUCAAACCAGCCAAUCAGUGCAGUUCUCCAGCCAGCUGGAAGCCAUGCAGCACCUGAAAGAGCAGCUGGAGCAGAGGACCAGGAUGAUAGAGGCCAAUAUUCAGAAGCAGCUGGACGAGCUACGGCAGAUCCAGGAGGAACUGCAGAGGGUGCAAGGACAAAGUCUGCAGAUGCUCCAGGUGCAGAAAGGACCAGGUGGACAAAAUCUCAGCUCUGCUCAGAUGGCCCAGGGAAGCUCUGGGCAGCAUGGGGGGGCACUUAGCAUGCAGGGUCAGGUGGUCUCUGCAGGGCCUCUACAGAACAGCAUACAACCACAACAACAUGCUAUUCAGUCCCAGUCACAACAGCAAACGCUUGUUAGGGAACAGAGCACAGCGCUCUCCCAGUCUCAGCGGUCGACUCUUACUCUGCAGCCUCAACAAAACCCCCUUUCAGCCUCUCUCUACAACACAAUGGUGAUCCAGCAGCAAAAUCCUGCUAAUGUGGUUCAGAUUGCCACUAGCCUGGCACAGAAUACUGGACCCAACACUCCUGCUGUGGCAACCUUUGCACAGGACCAUGCAGCUCAGAUAAGGUUUCCUACUGGUCCUCCGCUACUGACUAAAGUAGUAGCUGGACAGGUGGCCUGUGGGGCAGUCAUGGUCCCCACAACCAUGUUAAUGAGUCAAGUGAUGACGGCCUUUGCUCCUCAGCAGGGCCAGACACAGACUAUAAGUAUUUCCCAGCAGCCACAACAACAGGAGCAGCAGAUAAAACCACAGUCACAAGUUUCAGCCAUGCAGACAGGACAGGCUCCACUGACCCAGCAGCAACCACAGUUUCUACAGGCACCUCAGCUCCUUCAUGGAAACCAGCCCACACAGCUGAUCUUCCAGACAGCGUUUCCUCUACAGCAACAGAGUACCUUCACCGCUGCAGCCCAGCAGCAGCGACAGCAACAGUUGCAACAGCAGAAACAGCAACGACUUUCCACUCACAGAUCAGAGAGUUUAUCUGACCGCUCUGCUACACAGCCACAGUAGCUGACCGAAGCCUGUCAGAAGCAGAACUGCGCAAACUUCAGCAUGUCUGUGUGUGACAGGAGUUCAGCAGCACUGCCUAAGAGGCUACGGUAUGAUUGCAGGAGCUGGCCACGGGUUCCCAUCUCUUACAAGGAUCUUCUGCUGUUUGCACAGAACUUCCUGAGCGGCUAAAAAACCUGGGACAGGGCUCACUGCAGUUCUGUCAACAAGUAUUGACUCGAAGCUUUCCCUCCAUGCAAAUAUGAAGCUGAUACCUGCAGCAGACUCCUCCCCGGGCCCUGUCCCUUUCUGAGCCAUGUGUGAGUGUGUGCAUGUCUGUGUGCUUCAAUAACUAUCACAGGAUUAUUUAAUGCUGCGCUCCCCACAAGGCUUUGAAGAUUUUUGUCUUCACUUGAAGGACAUCCUGCAGAACAGUCAGAGGAUUGGUCAGUUUGGAUUUUUUCUCAUAUUUUUGUUUUUAAUUUGUAAAAAUAAUUCUGGUUCAGAAAAUAUUUUUAAGAAUGUAGAAUAGAUGGAAAUGUCUCUGUACAGAGUAUCAUGUUUAAUAUAUUGUGUAAAUAUACUGAAAAGGAAAGUAAUAUUUUAUAUGAUGCAUGAAAUGAAAUGCAUAGUCUGUGAUUUGCAGCUUUGAAUUAGAAUUUUUUUCUAUUAAUCCAAGAAAAAAGACAUUAAAAUGCUUGGUUGCUGAUGUU